GAACGCACCGACAACCGGUGCAUGUUACAUUGAACAAAUAUUUCCAACUGCCAAUUAUUUCGUAUAAAAUUCUGGUUAAAACAUCCAUGCAAAGCCACAAGUUCCGAUGGUGACAUCAAACAUGAAAGUCAACAAAAAGCUGUUGCCUGUAAAAGGGCAUUAUUUUCUUUUCAAUGCAGGAACUGCACCCUUAGUCCCUUAUCUCUCCACAUAUGCCCGGCAACUAGGAUUCUCUUCCGCCACGGUGGGCCUGAUCUACACAAUCCUGCCAAUAUUUGGACUUGUAGCAAAACCUCUUUUUGGAGUUAUUGCUGAUAGAUUUAGGAUACAGAAAUCAAUUUUCAUACUAUUUCAAAUUGUAACAAUUGUGAGCUUCGGCGCCAUAUACCUAAUACCGGUGUCCGACAGCCUUGCCACCGUGGGUAUUUCCUGCAGUAGUGGAUUAUCUUACCUGCAGAGCCGUUAUCUGGAGGAGACAAUGAUAGAUUGGGAUAAAUUAGACAAGCUAGGCAAAGAAAACGGCACGGCGGCAUGUCAGAUGACAUGCGACAUGACCUCACCUAAGAUGUGGCAAACGAUAUGCGAACACUGGCACAUACCACAGUACUGUUAUAGUGCCACAGACAGCAUAAACUAUACGGCGUAUGUGGCCAGCUCCACUGUGCGCGACAACUGUGCUUAUAUAGUGGCUAACAAUGUCUCGUUAGAAGGCCAAUUUUACACCCCCCGCUGUAAUAUUGGAAGCGACUACGUGGACAUAAACGAGCCCUGUAACCUGCAGUGCGACAACGCCGCCCUGUCCGGGGUGAUAGGCGGUCGCGCCGCGAACAUGACUUGCGGGAAUCAGACUCUUAACUAUAAACUAUGUGUGAACGAUACGUCGUUGGAGAAGAUGCCUGCGAAUGUUAGCAGUAAAUGUGAGGCGCAUUGCAACCUAGACUCGACGACCCCAUGGCGUCUCAUGGAAAUCUGCGAUGGUUGGUACGCCGAUGACGCCGAGUCCUGCCAGCCGAAGACUAGGCAGGGGCAGGCGCUGCCAUCCGAACUGUCAUUCACUGGAUACGUGGAACUAGAGACCGCGACUAACGUUAGCAGCUACAUUUAUGUUAGACUUAAAAACGUGGCCAUUCCUAACGGUGAUUCGGAGUCUGUACAUUAUCCAUAUUGCGCUUCACACGAGUUAUUCCAGACGUCGUGUAAAAUAAAUUGCAAUAACGCUCAGUUGAACGAGUUGUUCCAAUCAGCGACAGAGAGCCUCAGCACGGGUAGCCAGUAUACCGGGCAGUUCUGGAUGUUCUUCGUGCUCAUGGUGCUCAGCUGGGUGGGCAUGGCCGUCGUCGUUACCUUCGCUGAUGCCAUCUGCUUCAAUAUUUUAGGUGCGAAAGUGUCCCAAUACGGCAAGCAGCGCCUAUGGGGCUCAGUGGGCUGGGGUAUAUUCUCUUUGCUCACUGGCGCCCUCAUAGAUGUGUUCAGCGAGGGCGAGUACAAGAACUACGCGGUCGCGUUCGUGCUCAUGUUCGUGUUCAUGCUCGGUGACGUCAUCGUGUCGUGUUUCAUAAAGAUCGAAUCCACAAAAAUGUCCGUCAGCAUUCUCGCCGAUGUCGGAUCCCUGCUAUCCUCUCUACCCACUGUGAUAUUCUUUCUAUGGACGAUAGCAGUCGGUCUCUGCACGGGACUGCUGUGGUCGUUCCUUUUCUGGCAUUUAGAGGACAUUUCGAAGCAGAACGGCAGUGGCUCGGAGUACGACAAGACUCUGCAAGGCCUGGUCAGCGCUAUACAGACGUUUGGAGGGGAGAUACCGUUCAUGUUUGUGUCUGGUUUCAUCCUAAAGCGUUUAGGUCAUAUAAACAUGAUGACCCUUGUGCUGUUCGCGUUCGGCGUGCGCUUUAUACUUUACUCGCUGUUGACCAACGCGUGGUGGGUUCUGCCCAUAGAGAUGUUUCAGGGCAUCACCUUUGGCAUGUUCUACCCCACCAUGGCGUCCUACGCUAAGGUCGUAUCGCCGCCCGGCACUGAAACCACUGUGCAGGGGCUAACGGGAGCGAUAUUCGAAGGCGUCGGCACUUCCCUAGGCAGUUUCAUCGGCGGCCUCCUCUACGACCAAUACGGGAGUUGGAAGACGUUCCUAUGGUUUGGGAUCGGGUCCCUCGUUUUCUGCGUCGUCCACGUCGUAGUCCAGUGCCUGGUGAAGGACAGAACGGCAGGAACACCGCAAGGUGGCUACAUGUCCAUCAUAAGAUAUGAGCAGCCCGGAGAUAUGGUGUGUAUAAUGGAGGAUCACCUAGAAGGCAGGGAAAUGCAGUUGCGGUAGUUACAAAAACAUAUAUUAUGUAUACUGAGACUACUUGACUUAGUGAGUUUUGGAUCGGUCAUAAUCAUAAGACGUUGACAACUGGCGCACCAAUUAGGUACUUACGUGGCAAAUUGUGUGAAAGAAACGCAGCGCAUAAGUCAUGUUACUGCGGAUACGCUGCGUGCAGUUCCGGUGUGGUAUGUCCUUUAUUUGUAUUUAAGUGAUUGUGUGUGUUUAAUACAAUAUUAGAGCGAUUUAUUUAUAAUAGCAAAGAGAAUAGAGAGUAUAGAGGGGUCCUGUCAUAGUAAAUUUUGUGGUCACAGUAAAUUUACUGCCAUCGCUCGACACACGACUAAAACUCAAACUGAAAACGUAUAAAAGUAUCAAAAAAAUUAUAUAUAUCGAUAAAUAAUUUUAUUAUUUUUAUAUCAUUGUGACCCAUGUUCAUUCACUGAUAUCUAUGUGUUAAAAUUGUUAAAUAUGAAACGGUGUUACAAAACAGCGUUAUGCCUAGCUUACACGAUUGCAAAAUAAUAGAUAAUAGUUAAAAUAUAAUUAGUAUAAUUACUCAAGUUGAAACACUGCACAGUAUGCUCGUCGUACAAGAGCAAUAUAUGAAAUGCUUUGCUUUUUACAAAAAAAAUAUUAAUGAACGAACCCCGACAAUUUUUUUGUCAUUUCAACGUUUAUAAAUUUAAGAAAAAUAUAUUCUUGAAAUAUUACCGCUUGGUGGCGGUUGCCUGUAACUAUUACGGUGUAUCUUGCGAAUGUUAUUUAAAAGGUUAUAUGUAUCUAGGGAUAUAGGUUUACCCAACAGUUCCACAAGGUGGCUGUAAUUUUUAAUUAUGUUUCAUACAUUUUUGUUACUUAUGCCGGUUGUGGUGUGGAUAAUUUUAUAGUCCUUUUAGUUUAGUGCAUAAUUAGUUCCUGUGAUUUAAGUAGUUUAAGGAGGUACAUAUUCAUUUAUUCAUAAAUAGGUAUCUUCGUAGGUAUUUUUAAUUUAGUAAAGUAUGUAUUUACUAUAAGUAAUAACUACUAUAACUAGGUUAAGAAACAUUGGUGAGUGAGAAUCUUAUAUCAUGUCUUCGUAAUUGUGUUCCCUUAGGCCUUGUGUGCCCGGUGGACGCCGUACAGCAUCCUUUGCAUAAGGGGCUAUUCAUAAAUUACGUCAUUUCAAAUUAGGGGGGGGUCUGGACAUCGGAUGACGGUAGCACGAAGUAGGAGGAAAUGGGAUCAUUUGAAGCAUGAUUUUUGGAUGAUUAUGGGGGGGGGGGGGGGGUCAAAAAUCGACAAAAAUCGAUGACGUAAUUUAUGGACAGCCCCUAAGGAUAGAUCGUGACGUUGUACAUACGCAGAAAAUAUUAUCUGUGAUUACAGAGCUUAGUCUCUUUUAAAAAGUGAACCGAGUUGAUUGCAAAUUGGUUGUAUUGUAAGUUUUUCUUCGCAAUUAAAUGUAUUAUACAUUAUACAUAUUAUAUUGAAGGUAAUUGUUGAACGAAAAGUUCAGUCCAAAGAUGGGUCCAAAGUUGUGCAAUUAAUUGCAUUUUUUUUAUUGUGAUGUGACUUCAUAAGAGGCAUAUAAGUUGCGUUUCAUCAUUCGCAUCCCGCGGGCUAUUGCGAGUGGGGCUUCUAAUAGUCGAACCCCGAAUAUUGGGCAUUAUAUUCCAAAUGUACCUAGUACAACUACACUUUUUAUUCAGAUUUGGGACUUUUUAUGUCACUUCUACUCAGAAUCACGGGCUGUCCCAAAAUUUUUAUUUCCUAUCUUUAUACGACAGUAACGUAAGGGACAGAACGAAAAAUGUAUGAAAAUUUUGGGAAACAUUUUCUCCCAUUAGAAUCAUAAGAGCUCCUUAUUCUGAAAAGAAGUAACAUACCUAAAUUUACAAACUUAAAAAAAAAAGUGUACAAAAUAUACCUAAAAUGGCCCAUAUACAAGAUUGGUGCUGUUGCUCUUUAGAAUAAUCACGUAACCAAUAUGAAAAACCGUGUUUUGUCCGCACAAGCGACACACAGGUCAAUUGGAACGAACACUAGAGUGAUAUCAGAAUGACAUGAUGACAUUUAACUGAUGUCCUUCAGUUCUCGUGCAUUUAGUCCGCCCCAUGUAUUGGCAUGUGGUCAGAGGCGUAUUUACCCCCGGGCCAUCCGGUCCCUGGCCCAGGGCGCCAACUUCCUGGGGCGGCAUUGCAUUUUGUUUUACUAGUUUGACAUCUGAGGCGGCGAAACGUAUUGGCCCGGGGCGCCAAAUUUCAAAAUAUGCCCCUGCGUGGGGUGGGCAAGACGCUCGAUAACUAAGUACUUACCUAAUAUAAUUGUGAUGUGUAAUUAAGUGUACGUUCUGAUUGGCCUGUUAGUCCCACCAGAACCUCAAGGGCGAGGCAUCGUGGUGGGGCUGUUUAGAAUCGGCUGAAAGCAUGUUCGAUACCUAUUUUUGUUUAAUUAUUUUUUUAAAUUUUCUAAUAUUUGAAAAAUAAAGAAUAUUCAGAUUUAAGAAAGUAAUAUUCUUUAAAGAUAUUAUUGUGAUUCUGAUCCAUAGACAUGCUGAUUUUGAUAGUGUUGUACUUUGCUACUGUAUUUUGCUUUAGAUGUGUUUUUGUUUGAUUCAGAAUUGCUGUUGUUCAUAUUUUCCAAGAGACAUUUUGUUAUACAUACAUAAUUAUGUACUUAAAUAUAGUUUUUGUGCUGUCACAAAUAUUAUAUACAAUAUGUUUAUACAUUACCUAUAAUGACAAUCUUGUUGUUGAUAGUAUAAUUGCGUCCAUAGAAGAUAAAAGUUCGCUGACAUGUUUGUUUUGUAGAAAGAACUUUACGAAGUUAAGUUUAGUUACUAUUUCCAUGAUGAAAACUUACCUAUCCUGAGGGCCUACCGCGAACCACGUUCGACGCUCCCUGUCGUACUUGUAAAUUCGUACGUAAGUGUGACAGGGAGGCAACACGUCCAAUUCGGUUCGCGGUAGGCCCUCUGUUCAUACGAUAGUCUGAUGUCUCGAAAGCGACCUUCGUGUAAGGUUGAUUGAUAUAAGCAGAAUAGGUAUAAAUAUUUUUUAAUCUUAAGUCUUUAAAUAUUUUUAACUAUAGCAAUAGCUGGAAAAUUGAUAAAAUUUGUUGAAUGCCUAAAAUGUAGACCCGUCAAAAAGUAACAUGGGCCCAAGAUCAGAGAAAAUAGUUCUCAAGGAAAAUGCAAAAAGAUGAAUAAAAGUUUCGGUCAGUAUUCCUGUCAUACACAGCCGUGAUAUGUGCUCCGUACCUUACUAUACAAAUAAAAAUAUGACUGAAAGUAGGUAAAUAUGCUCAAAGUACUGGUACUUACAUUAUGCAUAUCGAGUAUUAUACCGGUGUGUAACACGAGCAAAUAAUUAAAACAUAGAUUGUACUCCUCAAACGGUGACACUUUUGUUCAACUACUUUUAAAAAUUAUGAAGUAUUUAGACUCCCUAUUUUUCAUACAAAAUAAAUGUUAUCUUCAAUGGACGCCAUCGCCACGCCAUAUCAUUGUGAUUGACGUUGCUUGUCACGCCUUAAACAUAUCAGAAUUCGCAAUACAUUGCGUCUUAGAAUAAACUUUAAAGUGUAUAAAAAAUCAAACCACAAGUUAUGUUUAAAAGUCGCUGAACAAAUGUUGGCCAGUAUGAGGAGUACAGCCUACAGUUUAAUUUUUUGCUCAUAUUACAGGCCACACCCGGUAUACAUUUAUAUAUUUUGAUAUUAUAUACAAUUAUUAUAUUUUGAUAUGUACAUUUGCUUAUCUAUAGUUAUGUUAUUGAAAUAUGUGUUAUCGAUCGAUGUACUUAUAGUGUCAGAAGUAGGAAAUAAAAAUAACUAUCUACCUACAUUUUUGCCUCAGUCCCAAAAUUAAACUAACUAUAACAAAUCCGAUAGGAUCAGAAAUUCACUUUCCUUUAUUCUUUUAUAUCGGUAUUAAUAUUUGGCAGUCCAAUUUUGUGUAAAAAAUGAAA
This is a messenger RNA of Cydia fagiglandana, 6252 nucleotides long. It is a transcript of the gene Sugb, whose product is annotated as major facilitator superfamily domain-containing protein 6. Lineage: Eukaryota; Metazoa; Arthropoda; Insecta; Lepidoptera; Tortricidae. Gene Ontology annotation, molecular function: transmembrane transporter activity. Gene Ontology annotation, cellular component: membrane. Bases 107 to 2311 code for a protein of 734 amino acids. The record is from RefSeq and is a predicted model, not a curated record. The transcript has 14 exons.